ACUACCGUCACGUGCCUCCGCCCCUCCUCGCGACCAAGGAGUUUACUCCGUGCUCGUAGACAGCCUGGUGACACAUGUCCGUCCUGUGACGUCACACCGCAGGAAUUCAGCUACGGGAGUUCUAAAUACUAGAGCUGUUCCUGCCAGUUAGGAAACAGGAUGAUUAAAUUCAUUCUUAUUGUUAACAAGCAAGGUCAGACUAGACUGUCACGUUACUAUGAACGCUUGGAGGUCCAGAAAAGAACCCUGCUGGAGUCUGAGGUCAUUAAAUUGUGCAUUUCCCGUUCCAAGGACCAGUGUUCUUUCAUAGAGUACAAAGAUUUUAAAUUGGUGUACCGACAGUACGCAGCUCUCUUCGUCGUGGUCGGCGUUGAUGAAUCAGAGAAUGAAAUGGCGGUUUUUGAGCUCAUACAUAACUUCGUGGAAGUGUUGGACAAGUAUUUCAGUAGAGUGAGUGAGCUGGAUAUCAUGUUUAAUCUGGACAAAGUUCACAUCAUAUUGGACGAGAUGGUACUGAACGGCUGCGCUGUGGAAACGAAUAGAAAUCGGAUACUCGCACCCCUCCUUGUGCUGGAUAAAGUAGGCGACAGCUGAAGCCA
This is a messenger RNA of Spea bombifrons (plains spadefoot toad), 599 nucleotides long. RefSeq names its product adaptor related protein complex 4 subunit sigma 1 (gene AP4S1). Bases 160 to 594 code for a protein of 144 amino acids. The transcript has 6 exons. The record is from RefSeq and is a predicted model, not a curated record. Lineage: Eukaryota; Metazoa; Chordata; Amphibia; Anura; Pelobatidae. Gene Ontology annotation, cellular component: intracellular membrane-bounded organelle. Gene Ontology annotation, biological process: protein transport; vesicle-mediated transport.